Condylura cristata (star-nosed mole) is the source of this 438-nucleotide messenger RNA. RefSeq names its product EF-hand calcium-binding domain-containing protein 10-like. Lineage: Eukaryota; Metazoa; Chordata; Mammalia; Eulipotyphla; Talpidae. The record is from RefSeq and is a predicted model, not a curated record. Gene Ontology annotation, molecular function: calcium ion binding. The transcript is spliced from 4 exons. Bases 1 to 375 code for a protein of 124 amino acids.
AUGGAGCUGGAUGGCGGCAGGGAAGUUGAGGCCAGGAAUUACCUGGAAAAACAUAAGAUCAAGGAGUUACUGAACUAUCUCACCAGCACUCUCUUGUACUUCCGGCCGAAAAAACCAAGAGAAUAUUUAAUAUCUCUAUUGGAACGACUGAGAAUUGCCAAAAUAACGGGUGUACCUUUUCCUCUCUUUAUGGAUAACUCUAACAUUGUAUCUAUGUUUGAAAUGAUGGACUCUUCAAAGAAAGGCACCAUAUCAUUUGUGCAGUUUAAAGAAGCCCUGAAAACCCUGGGUCUGUGUACUGCAGAUGAGGUUCUAAAAGAUGAUGGACAUGCAAUAACUUUGGAGAGAUUCAAGAAUGAGGUGAGGAAAGACUGAAGCGGUGUUCUAGCCUGAAAUGUUUCAAGAAAGAAAAGCUGCCCACUGUCACAUGGAAUGGAA